GUAAGCGAAGAUGGCGGACAGCGAGGAUCCCAUCUAACGUGCGUGAAGUCGCAACGAGGAAUUCAGUAGCGCAGGGGAUUUUUUAAAAUCCAGAUACGGAUCGGGCAAGACCUGCCAUGGCAUCUACUAACGUCCGGAUCAGUCAGCAGGCUUUGGCUGUGCUGGACGUGGCUCUCCGGGUCCCUUGCAUCUUUAUAAUCGACGCCAUUUUUAACUCUUACUAUGAUCCCGGAGCUUGCUGGGCUGGGGCAGUCGGCAGGGUUUUAGUGCGAGCGCUUGGUAUUGUAGUCUGUAGUGUAGUGCUGGUGCUGUCCCAGAAGUCCCUGUUCAAGUUCUACACCCUGUUCUUCGCCGUGCUGCUGGCGUCCGUAGCAGUGCUGAUAAACUACUACGCUACGUCCCACAUAGACUUCUCUAGCUCCUACUACAGGGUGGCGUUGGGCUUCCAGUUGCUGCCCCACAACGGCCCCAGCCUGUGGCUGGGUCUGGCUGUGCUACAGCUGCUGUUCGGCACGGGCUACGUGGCGCUGCUGAGCGUCCGUCCGCCUGGCGCCGCCCUGCUGGUGCUGGACGUCCUGCUGCCCCUAUCGGGGCUAGUCCUGGAGCUGCCGGCUGACGCCAGGCACCUGGUUGCUGUGGCAUCGGGGUUGGCUCUGGCCUCGCACACGGCCGCGUGUUUGCUCGUUCGGCUCAGGUGGUUCUACUACUCCUGCCGCUACGUGUACCUGCUGGUGCGGCACAUGUACCGCAUCUACGGGCUGCAGUUGCUCCUGGAGGACACGUGGAAGAGGAUCCGCUUCCCUGAUGUGCUGCGCGUCUUCUGGCUGACGCGAGUGACUGCGCAGGCCGUCGUGCUUGCGUACGUGGUGCACGCAGCACGAGCGGAGGGUGAAGGAGAGCAGCCCUACCUGACGUGGGAUGUAUUCUGGGACUUGUGCAGUAGUCUGAUCAUCAGCGGUUGUGAUUCCACGCUGACCGUGCUGGGCAUGAGCGCGGUCAUCUCCUCCGUAGCCCACUACCUGGGGCUCAGCAUACUGGCCUUCAUCGGCUCCACCGAGGAAGAGGACAAGCGUCUGGGAUUCGUGGCGCCCGUUCUCUUCUUCAUCCUGGCCCUGCAGACAGGCCUUAGCGGCCUGGACCCCGAGGAGCGGCUGGUGCGGCUCAGCCGGAACAUGUGCCUCCUGCUCACCGCCAUCCUGCACUUCAUCCACGGCAUGACGGACCCUGUGCUCAUGUCGCUGAGCGCAUCGCACGUGCCGUCGCCGCGGCGACACGCGCCCGCCCUGCUUGUGUCGCUGGUGCUGCUGGCGCUGCCUGUGCUGCUCAGCUGCAUCCUGUGGCGUCACUACGCGCUCAACACGUGGCUCUUUGCCGUCACCGCCUUCUGUGUGGAGCUCUGCCUCAAGGUGCUUGUCUCGCUCACCGUCUACGCCCUCUUUAUGAUCGAUGGUCGGUGUAGCGCGCUGUGGGAGAAGCUGGACGACUACGUCUACUACGUGCGCUCGGCAGGCAACGUCGUGGAGUUCAUCUUCGGUGUGGUCAUGUUUGGCAACGGCGCCUACACCAUGAUGUUUGAGUCGGGCAGCAAGAUUCGCGCGUGCAUGAUGUGCCUCCACGCCUACUUCAACAUCUAUUUGCAGGCCAAGAAUGGCUGGAAGACCUUCAUCAACCGCCGCACCGCCGUCAAGAAGAUCAACUCACUGCCCGAGGCGAAGGGGGCGGAGCUCCGGGGCAUCGAGGACGUCUGCGCCAUCUGCUACCAGGAGUUUGCCUCAUCAGCGCGCAUCACACCCUGCCACCAUUACUUCCACGCCCUCUGCCUGCGGAAGUGGCUCUACAUUCAGGACACCUGCCCGAUGUGCCAUCAAAAAGUGUACAUCGAGGACGGCCGCGAUCAGGCUUCCUUCUCCAACAACAACGGGUACGCUCCGGCCGGCGAGGAGCGGGCAGAGUUUGCAGGAGGGGGUGAGGCAGAGGCUUGGCCAGCAGCAGGAGCAGGGGCGGAGCCUGAUAACGAGCUGUUGGAGGACAACGACAGUAUCGAGUAUGAUGAGGACGAGUGGGGCACGCAGAGCAGUGCGACUCCCGUAGAGGAGGACUACAUUAACGAUGACACAGACUCAAACACGGACUGAACGGAUAUCUUAAGUUGAAUGGGGAAAAAAAGUAUCUUAAUUUUCAAGAUCAGGGAAGUUGUUGUUUUUUUUUUUUUUUUUUUUUUUUUCUCCGUGCUCCUUUAGGUCUUUUUGUUUUGUUUCUAUAUCUGUGUCUCUCAAAGGGCUGCUUGGAAUUAAAGCAUACUGAGGCAUGAACAAGUGCUUAAGCACAGGGUCAAAAGGCCGAAACACAAUGGCACGUUGCUCAGGAGUGUGUGUAAAAUGCCACUUGACUUGGAGAAAUCUUCACUUGCUGGCCUGCCCAGCUUCAAAAGGAGAGGCUGAAGCUGACAUGCUACUGCUACUGAGGCUAAAGGGGACAUGCUACAGAUAUACCUCCUUAUGGCUACUACUGGUCUCUUGUGCGACCUUGCUUCAAUUUGUGUACAUUGUUGUACAUGUAAUAAAAAGAAUGGCAUGCUUUCCCUUAGUAAAGAGAAAGCUGCAUCCAUCUGAAUGUUCUCAGAGGUGACGAGACACAGCUAAGCAAAACCCUGCCCCAUGUCUCACCCAUGUCUCACCUCAGACCGUAAUUGUGUUAAUCUCCGUAUUUCAGCUCAUCCGACAGUUCACUUGCAGCUUGAACGUUGUUUUCUCACCCUGGUAAACAUUCUACAGCACAAAUAACACAUUUCUUACAUAGGGCUUGCAAAUAAGGUUUCGGAGCGGUAAACCACUAAGUGAUUGUUGCUGGUGAGAGUUUAGUGAUCAUAAAUAUAAAUGCUAGAGUGAGAGCUGAUCUAGGGUCAGUUAUUUAUUGCCCAAUUGGAUUUAAAAAUUAAAUGACUGGUUAGUAUUGAAAACGCACCCCAAAAGCAAUAGCUAGUUUCAGUUUGGAGUCUUUUCAUAUAAUAAUAUAAUAUGGGCUCAUCAUACUUUCUGCAGAAACAUCUGGAUGUGGUAUAAUCUCACUGUGGAUGGUUCUGAUGGAGCUCAACAUUUUCAUGAUAUUCCAAAAAAAAAAAAAAAAAGAACCUUAUGUACUAGUGUGUCUCUGAUUCAGUCGCCUGAAAAAUUACGUCAAUAUGGCCACCAAAUGCCCCCCCCCAAUUUCCUGAGAUCCUUUAUACAUCCUGAUCUGUGUCUCGUAUUGAAUCAGUGUACUGAAUAAUGACUGAUCUGGGACCGGCGGAAAUUGGAGUGAUUUAUUUUGCUCAGUUGUCACCGUACUCGGUUUCUUUAUGAAAUUAACGAAGGGUUUUCGUGAUUGGACAUGAUUUGCUUGUUGCAGUUCUGGUGGAGUUGUUGAUUAUUGCCGUUUGCUAAGAGGAUUUAAUAAAAAAAAUCCUUUAUUCCAUUGCA
Messenger RNA from Electrophorus electricus (electric eel), 3458 nucleotides. RefSeq names its product ring finger protein 139 (gene rnf139). The record is from RefSeq and is a predicted model, not a curated record. Gene Ontology annotation, cellular component: Derlin-1 retrotranslocation complex; endomembrane system. Gene Ontology annotation, molecular function: ubiquitin protein ligase activity; zinc ion binding. Gene Ontology annotation, biological process: ERAD pathway; proteasome-mediated ubiquitin-dependent protein catabolic process. NCBI's taxonomy places the organism in Eukaryota, Metazoa, Chordata, Actinopteri, Gymnotiformes, Gymnotidae.